GCGUAGAAGAAGAACUUCCCCGUUUGUAUACUUCUACUUCCGGGCUGUAAAGAUGGCUCAAGGUGCGCAGAAGUUUAAAGCUCAGCGGCCAGGAGCCUCUAAGAAACACCAACAUCACAAAAACAAAGGACCCAAGAAAGGAGGGAGGAUCAUCGCGCCCAAGAAGGCUCAAGUGGUUGAGCAACAGAAGCUGAAGAAGGGUCUAGAGAUUGCUAUCAGGAACAAGAUUGAGCAGGAGGUGACGCAGAGGGCAUCCACUUCCCUCCACAAGCCGCUGAGCGUGGUCAAAGGGGCUGAAGUUAAAGACAAGCCAGGAGCAGUCCGUCCAGGAACCAGCUCCAAAUAGAACCUGACGCACAACCACAGACAAUAUGUACCUGAGGCUGAGUGUGCUAAACUUAUGGACUUUGUCUUUGAGUCAGUGAGCUACAUUGACCCUGUGAAACAGAUAUAAGAGACAUCCCAGCUCUCCUGUUGUUCCAGUGCGAAUGUUUGAGUCGACUUCAGGCAAAUAGAAACAUGAGGAACCAUUCUUAUCGUACCAGGUUUGGUGUCACUUUGGUUUCUCAUUUCAUCAAAAGUUGUAUAAAUUGAACUAACAGACUGGAAUAGGCUGUUAGGAAGGGCCAUGGAAAUUGCAUAAGCCUUCAGUAGGGGGCAGCACAGAACUGAAUUGACUCUUACUGAGUGUUUGAUGUUUUGUUGUUGCUGUAAUAAUCCUGAUUGAAAACUAAGAACAUAAACUACUACUUUUCAUUUGUUUGUGUCAUUCUGAUAUGUUCUCAUGGAGAGCCACAAGAAGGUAUCUCACAAUUUCAUAAUGUGUUAAUUAUUUUUGUGCUUUUGAAAAGAGAAAAUCCUGCACACUACUCUUCUCUUUGCUCGUUUUAAGUGUGCUCUCACAGAUGGUACUCUUGAAAACGGUCCAAAGAGACUAAAACAUGUUUAUUUUAUCUUAAUAAAUGGUGAUGCUGA
Messenger RNA from Notolabrus celidotus (New Zealand spotty), 975 nucleotides. It is a transcript of the gene c7h19orf53, whose product is annotated as chromosome 7 C19orf53 homolog. The transcript has 3 exons. Bases 53 to 346 code for a protein of 97 amino acids. The record is from RefSeq and is a predicted model, not a curated record. Lineage: Eukaryota; Metazoa; Chordata; Actinopteri; Labriformes; Labridae.